CAGGCUCAAACUCAACCCACAGCAACUGCAAAUGGUAAACACAUUUCCCGCUCCUUGUUCAGGUUCAAAAAAUAUUUCGAUAGGAAGCAUUUUCCUUUUAUCCGGAAAAAUUUCUCUCACGGAGAGAAAAAUUACAAUGCGGCGAGAAUAUAUUAGGUUUUCAAUCAGUUCAAAUCGUCAUGGAAUCUCCUGAAGGUGACCGAAUCAACGCCGGUUCAUCAUCAACAUCCGCUUCAUCCCCGGUGGUUCAAGAAUCUCCUUUUUUCAAUUAUCUUAGCAGUCUCUCUCCUAUUAAGUCAGUUAAAGCACCACGUUAUGCACAGAGGUUUUUUGAAUCUCGUUUUCCAACUCCACCACCAGUUUUUAGAUCACCCCAUGUAGAUCUGCAGCGAGAAACCAGCUUUUUGAAAAGCAAUGAUGAAGAUGCUGGAGGUUCAGAUGCUUAUGGAUAUGGCAGAAAUCAACUGGAUAACAAAAUUGUUCCUUGCUUGCAAAAGGAAGUUCAGCCUUCAAGUCCUUCAGCGUGUGUUGAUGAAUAUCUGACAGAUCCUGUAGAGGUCGAAGACUCUAAGAUCUCUGCGGAUUUUCAUGUGCAACCUACCAAGAACAUCGGCCAAUUAUUACGAUGUGGCUUUACUGGCCCCAGAGAAAACAUCGGAAAAGUUAAUGAUGCUAAUGAUGGAAAGCUAGAGGAUUACGAGCUUAUGUUGCCUGAAAAAUCUGACGUCAAUAUGCCUAGUUCGCUGAAUUUGGUUGAAACUGCAGAUUGUCAGGCUCAGUCUAGUACGUUCCUUGUUUCUGGUGCAGAAAAUUCUGAACAGUAUGUGACCCAGAAUGCAGGUGUUCAACAUAAUGAACAGGAUGACAAUUGCCAGUUGUUGCCUGAAUCUUUGCAGACUGUUGAAGCCUAUCAAAAUUGUUCAGAGAGUUCAAAACCAGUGCCAAAAGGAUUCUUUAAGGAGGCUACUUUGAACCAACGUGGUAUACGUAGACAUCUUCAAUUCGAGGCUGCAGAAGCCUGCAAGAACACUACCACUCAUAAGAGCCAUGGUUCUCACAAUGUGAUUCAAGAAGCUGAUAAUUCAAAGUUACCUGCUAGCCAUUCAGAUUUGGAGAGUCUGAUAUUAUCUGAUGUUGAUCCAACAGAGGUGUCCAGUUAUAGGGAGGCAAUCAGCUACUCCCAAACUAUAGUUUCUUGGACUUCUUUAAGCCCCUCUGAAUUUGUUGGUUCCAAUCAACAUGGUGGAAGUCCUGCAAUGUCGGUUCCUAUUCCAUCUGAUGUUGGAUUGCAUUUAAAAAGUAUUGGUAGAUCAGGCCCCAUGGACUCAGAUCUUAAUCCAUGCACAAAAUUGCCUGAUUAUGCGAGUUCCAAAGAUCAUGGGCAGAGGGAUCAUUUAACAAAGGACUCAAAUGGAUCCUUAUUUUCACCUGUAGCUGGGGAACUUCAUGCUCAUGUGGACGACAAUUAUCAAAAAGAUAAUCAAACUAUUGUGGAAACCGGUUCUGCUGCUUCUCAGUGUACUGAAGGUGUGAAAUCACUGUGUGAUUCUCUGCGUAUGACACCUUCUGAGCAGGGAGUUUCAUCUGAGUGCAGGAUACUCAUUUCACACAAUAUUGAGAGUGUUGAGGAGUUAAACCAAGCGAGCCCCAAGAAAAAAAGGAAAAAGGCAACAAACACCGGUGAGAGUGAUGACUGCAAGCGUUGCAACUGUAAGAGGUCCAAAUGCUUGAAACUUUAUUGCGAGUGCUUUGCUGCUGGAGUCUUUUGUGUCGAUUCCUGUGCAUGUAAAGACUGUUUUAACAAGCCUGAAUAUGAAGACACAGUUCUUGAUUUGCGACAACAAAUUGAAUCGCGUGAUCCACUUGCAUUUGCUCCAAAGAUUGUUAAGCAUGAAACUGACUCACCAGCAAGUGUUGUGGAAGAAGGAAAUUGGACAACUCCAGCCUCAGCCAGGCACAAAAAAGGAUGCAACUGCAAGAAGUCUAAGUGUCUUAAAAAAUAUUGUGAAUGCUAUCAGGCUAACGUUGGAUGCUCUGAUGGAUGCCGAUGCGAGGAUUGUAGUAAUUCAUUCGGCAAGAAGACAGAUUUAGUAUACCGAAGAGUUCAAAGAUGGGAGAAUCCUUCUGCUGACAGCACCAAGGUUGGGACCUUAAAACAAUUUUCGCCAAGAUGGGAAGAACUUCCUGACAUAAGUCAUCUCACUCCACUGCCUCUUCCAUAUCCAAAGGCGUUGGCAUCUUCAGCUUCACCUAUAAGCAACCGUCCAGAAGCUCCACACGCUCAACUGCAUCAGGGAAGCACUCUCCAGUCAUCAUCCGGGCACCACCAGUGGCACAGUUCAAUGAAUUAUAUGCCACAAUUAUGCAAGAGCAAUGUUGCCAAUGGCUGCAGCUCUAACAGUGCCUUCCAUGACUUAAUGAAAGACGAUGAUGAUAUGCCAGAGACUGUGAAGGAAACUUCUACACCCACCAAGACAAUCAAAGCUGGCUCACCAAAUCAGAAACGGGUAUCUCCUCCACAAUCUUCUCCAGGCCUGAGAAGUGGGCGCAAAUUCAUCUUGCAGGCUGUGCCAUCUUUCCCUCCUCUCACUCCAUACAUAAAGUCAAAAGGUGAUGCUGGCUCCAGUGAUUCGAAAGGUGAAGCCAGUGAUCAUUGAUUUGCAGAACAAGAGAAGGGGCUAAGUUACAACAGUUUUAUAGAUUACAUUAUAAUAAAGUAUUAUAUAGUUGGGUUUUAUUCUGAGAAGCACUCUAUGCAAUCUGUAAGUCAUUGAAUGGUUUCGUGUAAUUACCAUCUGUAUAUAGAUUUCUAAACAUCAAACAGUUGUGUUUUCUGUAA
Messenger RNA from Mangifera indica (mango), 2839 nucleotides. RefSeq names its product protein tesmin/TSO1-like CXC 3. Gene Ontology annotation, molecular function: DNA-binding transcription factor activity. NCBI's taxonomy places the organism in Eukaryota, Viridiplantae, Streptophyta, Magnoliopsida, Sapindales, Anacardiaceae. Bases 180 to 2657 code for a protein of 825 amino acids. The record is from RefSeq and is a predicted model, not a curated record. The transcript has 10 exons.